AUGUCACCGUUAUAUGCUCUAAUCUCAUGGCUAAGCUAUCGCUUCUACACCGAAAGUACUUAUUACAUAACAAUCCGCGAUUGUUACGAAGCAUUUGUACUGGCUUCAUUCUUCAUCCUCUUACUUCAAUAUCUUGGUGACUCGCCGGAAGAACAGAGGCGACAAUUAGUCAAUACAAAAAAACAAAGCCUAAUAAUGCCACUUUGCUGCUUGCGAUAUAACCCAACGAAGCAGCAUUGGUUAUUUUGGACAAAAUGGGGAAUACUCCAAUAUGUCGUACUUAAGCCAAUUAUGACGGUCAUUGCGGUCGCGUUGCAGUAUCAUGGAGUGUUGUGUGAGACGAGUUUUUCGCCCGCGUUUGGAAACUUUUGGCUACAAGUCGUGAACUUUAUAAGCGUGUCGGUGGCAAUGUAUUACUUGGUCACGUUUUAUAUUACUAUUAGGGACCUGAUCAAAGAGCAGAAACCAUUUUUGAAGUUUUUGGCUGUUAAAUUGGUAACGUAUUCGAGUCUAGGCGAGAGAGCAGAGUCUGUGAAAAGCUUGUGGGCAUAUGCGCAGAUUGCAGACAUAAGUUGUCAGCGACAAUUGACGCCUCGAAAUAUCACCUUGGGCAUAAAUGCAAUCCUAAUAUGCCUCGAAAUGAUAUUAUUUGCUCUACUUCACGUGUAUGCUUUUUCAUACCGGCCUUAUCGUUCACCAAAGGCGACUUCUGUAUGGUUUGCCUUUUGGGAUAGUCUGAACCCGAUUGAUUUCAUCAGAGAGGUGGGGGGAUUGUGCAAGUAUGCAUGGAAUUUGAUGCGAGGUUUAUCAACAGGAAAGGGUAAUAGAUUGAUGGAUUUGGAAUUUGCGCUUGGGAAGAAGAGAGUCAUUGUGAAUGAAGCAGGGCAGGAUGGACACGAUAAGGACUAUAGAAAGGAUGAUGAUAAUGAAGGGGGACAAGGUGGCAGUAUGAUGCAAGGCGGUAUAAUGCAAAGCGGGUUUCAAGGUGAAAUAUCGUACGAAAUGUCCGACAGGUCGCCGGGUGAAAGGCCAGGUGGGACUAUCGAAGUUUCUCAGUUUGUCCCUCCGCAAGCUUCACAAGCUCGAACGACGUCUUCAGCAAACUUGAUCUCCAGCAGACCAGACUCUACUUCCUCCGAGUCGACUCAUAGUGCAUCUUUCUGGCCCCUCACAAAAGCAUUUUCAAAGCGUUCCAGUCAGGACACACCAAAUUAUCCUAUAGAUUCUUCUCUGGAAAUGGGAGAGACAAAUGCUUUUCGGAUAACCGCUCGCCGUGAUGAGUCAGAGGAAAGUAAUGAAUUGUUGGAUUUAACUGAGAGCGAUGCAUUCAAGACGGCUGUUGCUAAAUUAUCGCAGUUGGAGAAAGUCGAGAGCGAUGCCGACAAGGAACAGAAAGGGGCGACAAGGGAUAUAGAUGGGAGGCAUUUGAAUACGGAUCAGGGUUUAAACAGAAUGGGAGAUAAUGGAAGCGUUGACGCAAACAAUGCGAUAGUUGGUAAUCCCUUCAACUCAGCGACAUUACCAACUAGCGUUACUGCCUCUUCUUUCUCGUCGUCAGCAUCUUCAUCUCCUUUGUCUCAAUAUAAUAAUCCCAUUUCAUCACAACGAUUCGGAAAUCUCACGUCCGUUAGAGAAGAAAGCCAAGACGGUAGCACUUAUGUCAAUGGAUACAACGGUUCACUUGUUAACAGCUAUGAUUAUCAUGUGGAUCCAUCCAUUGGAGUUAACCCUGUGGGGCUAUCAGUUCCAUCUCCCCUAUCCGCCGCUUUACCUACAAGUCGGUUAUCGCCAGUAUCCGAAAAAUCUGCGAGUUACAAUCUACCUCAAAACGUGACGAACAUUAGAUCAAACGACUCUUUUCACACUGGCAUGUCGCGGGAUUACACAAUCAACAGUUCGUCUUUUGGCAACUCUCGCGCGCCAUCUAGCGAUACGGAUGGUUCUGAAUAUUUCCACUCUGCAGUAUCUACCCAAUCCCCAAAUAUUUCGAUAAAGUCACAAAACAAGGAUACCUUUGGUACUCACAAUAAAAACAUUGGGGGGAAAGAUAUACGAGUAGAGUACAUCACUUAUGGAUGA
Messenger RNA from Paraglomus brasilianum, 2079 nucleotides. Lineage: Eukaryota; Fungi; Glomeromycota; Glomeromycetes; Paraglomerales; Paraglomeraceae. The record is from the annotation of a GenBank genome assembly.